Molecule: messenger RNA, 4666 nt
Organism: Caenorhabditis sp. 36 PRJEB53466
Lineage: Eukaryota; Metazoa; Nematoda; Chromadorea; Rhabditida; Rhabditidae
Source: the annotation of a GenBank genome assembly
AUGCUUCUUCUCCUAUUUUCCACCGCCCUUUUCCUCUUCCUCUUCCAUGAAUUGUACUGGAAACGGAGAAAUCUGCCGCCUGGCCCGACGCCAAUUCCAUUUUUGGGAAAUGCCAUUUCGUUGGCCAAACCACAUCCCGGAUACGAGUGUUUUAGACACUGGACGAAGCAAUACGGAGAUGUUUUCACCUUCUGGCUGGGUACUCUUUCGUUUUUUUUUUUGUUGGGAAACCUAUGAUAGUUUCUAACUUUGCAGGAUCCGAGCCCUAUGUGAUCGUCAGUUCUUUGGAACAGAUAAAGGAGACUUUUGUGCGCGAUGCGGAAACUUAUGUGGACAAGAAGAGACAAGUGUUCCAGGAGCACUUCCGCGACGGAAACUACGGAAUCAUCGAGACGAACGGACCGUUUUGGAGGGAACACCGAAAGUUCGCACUGGCAAAUUUGAAAGAGUUCGGACUCGGAAAGGAUUUGAUGCAGCAGAAGAUAUUGAUGGAAGUCGAGGAGACGUUCAAAAAGUUCGACGCGCAUUUGGGCGAGGAGCAGAACGUUCCGAAGGUGUUCGAUAAGGCGGUGGCGAGUGUGAUCAAUCAAUUCGUGUGCGGAUACCGAUUUGAUGAUGGGAACGAGGAGGAGUAUCACAAGUUGGAGGAGUUGAUGGAGUUCCAGGAGAAAGUGUUCAAACAGUUCAAAGUUAUUAUGCAGGUAUUCGUACCGCAGCUGAAUCGAAUCAUGCCGGGACCGACUAUCGAAGAAAUGUAGGGAACUGUGCCGUUGUUCAUCACCGAAAUCUAGUGUUUUCAGAAUGAAAGACUUCAAAAUCGCGUUCUACAGCUUUUUCGAGCGGCAAAUCGAGGAGCAUCGUCAAAAGAUCGACUUUGACUCUGAGGAAAAUCUGGAUUACGCGGAAGCGUACCUAAAAGAACAGAGAAAACGGGAAGCCGAGGGCGACUUUGAGAGUUUCAACAACAAACAAUUGACGAACAUGUGUUUGGACCUCUGGUUUGCCGGACUUCACACGAUCACAAAAACACUGUCCUGGACAAUCAGUUAUGUGCUCAAUAACCCGGGAGUUCAGGAGAAGAUGCACGAGGAGAUGGACAGAGUGAUCGGAAGUGAUCGGUUGGUCACCACUGCCGACAAGAACAGUCUGCCCUACAUGAAUGCCGUCCUCAAUGUGAGUUUGACAUCUCUAAGGAUCACCUUCAACCGAACCAAAGUUUUAGGAAUCUCAACGAUGCGCCAAUAUCGUUCCUCUCAACGUCUUCCACAUGACCACCCGUGACACCACCAUCAAAGGAUUCGCAAUUCCACGUGGCACCGGCGUGAUCGCGCAAAUCAGUACGGUAAUGUUGGACGAGCGAGUGUUCCCGGAGCCGUACACAUUCAAUCCGGAGCGCUUUGUGGAUGCGGACGGGAAAUUGAGAAAAGUGGAGGAACUGGUGCCGUUCUCGGUUGGAAAACGGCAGUGUUUGGGCGAAGGGCUCGCCCGAAUGGAGCUCUUCCUCUUCCUCGCCAACUUCUUCAAUCGAUAUCGGGUUUGUGAGGGUGUUAGUGAUCUAAAUGUAUUGUACCCUUCCAGGUUGCGCCAUCAUCCGCCGGAGUGCCAGAUAUUGACAAAUCAAAAACGGCAGGCAUUCCUCCUAUCAAGUUCGAUGCAGUUUUAACAAAACGACACUGAAUAUUUGUUACUAUUUUCAAUCGUUUUGAAUAAAGUCGUCAUUAAUGUUCAAAUUCGAAGAAAGGCAGUGAUAAAGGAUUCGUUGUUUAGUUCAUCUCAUAGGCCGCAUUGCCGGUCUUCAUUUGCAUUCGUUUAUUUAAAUAAAAUGCAUUCAAACGAUCUCUUCCAACUACAACUCGACUAAAUCUAGUCAAAUUCUAGUCCGAAAACAUUAAACUAGACUACAAGUGCGUGAUUAUUCGCCCUACAAUCUACUCUGAUACUGGCUCGCCCAGCCAGACUCUACCCUCAUCACUUUUGCAUUCACUUUUUCUCCUAUAAAACGCCCGCACCACAAGUUUUUGAUUUCCAUUUCUUAUCAAUAUAAUGCUCACUGCUGCUCUCCUCGUCUUGCUCACUUUUUUACUGAUUCUCUCAUAUAGACGACGUGGCAAACUUUUGAAAUUUUGGCGGGUUCGUCAAAUUUGUGUACGCGAAUUCCGAAAGUUGAGAGGCCCGCCGACGGUUCCGAUUUUUGGAAGUACAUGGUAUUUCGAAAGGGAUCCUGUUGGUAGGUCAACUUUGGUACGCGUUAACUUUGUGAAUUUCUAACCUUUUUGCAAAGCUAAAAAACGAUUCGAUAGAAAAUUUAAUGCUCUAUAACUUUGUAGUUGAUCAUUUCUCACCUCUGCACACGUAGUUUGAGAUAUUUUGAGUUUACAGACCUCGCACUUUUUCAAGUGUUUGUAAAACUGAAAUAUGUCGGCGGAGGAGCGUGAUCGUGAAAAUUGUUUAACUGAAAAGUUGUAGAGCACAAAAGCAUCUUUCAAAUGAGCGUUGAACUUUUAGAAUUUGUCAAACAAGGAACAAGAUGGGUCAACGAAUAUUCGAAUUGUCCAGAUUCGGCGGGACUUUUAACAGUACCUUUAUUUUUUUUGAACUUUUAGCCAUCAAGAAUAAUUUUUUCCACAGUUUUGGUUCGGGCCGGUCCCAGUGGUCGGAGUGAAUCGAGGAGAAGUCGCCAAGGUUUGAAAAAGAAACAUUUUAUAGAAAAGGUUUGUUUGUCAGAUAAUACUCGACAGUUCUGUGAAUAUUACAAAGUCAAGUCAGUACGACAAACUGAAAGAAUGGAUCGGUGACGGACUUCUUAUCAGGUUCUUUCUUUCAAAAAAUAGAACACGGACAAUAUCUGUUUCAUGUUGAAGUACAAACGAAAAAUGGCGAUCUCGCCGGAAGAUGCUCACUCAAACGUUCCAUUUCGCAGUGCUCAAAGAAUAUCAAAAAGUUUUCGGCGCUCAGGGAAAAGUGUUGGUGAAUGUGCUCAAAUUGCGGGCCAACAAUAUGUAUCCCUUCGAUAUUAUGCCUUAUGUGAAAAGGUGCACUUUGGAUAUCAUUUGUGGUUAGUUCAAACUAAUUGACAAUGGGCAAACUUUGAAUGAGCACAGUUGCGUCGGAACACGCAAUUUCAGCCUAUAAAAGUUUAUGUGAAAUCUUCCCAUCUAGAACUACAAUAUUGCGCUAAAAAAAAUUUCAGAAACCGCAAUGGGCUGCUCACUAGGCAGCCAAAUGGGCUCAAGCGACGAAUAUGUGAACUCGGUGAAGAGAUUGAGCGAAUUGGUGUGGCUUUACGAAAAGUUUGUUUUGAAAAAUGUGUCUUUAAGACAAAUAUUUGCAGAAGCCCUCAAUACUGGCUUUCACCGAUUUGGUACCUGUCCGGUAAGGGUUUCGAAUUCGACAAACACGUUAAGCUAACCACCGAUUUCACGAGAAACGUGAUUGAAAAUCGGAAAAUCGAACUUAAAAAUAAGUCAAUUGGACAGAAAGUUGGCCAAGAAACUGAGACGGGGACUGAGAACCAAAAACCGAAAAAGUUGGCAUUUCUGGAUUUCUUGAUCACAUCGCAAGACGAUCAUCAACUGUCCGACGAGGACAUUCGCGAAGAAGUGGACACUUUUAUGUUCGAGGGCCACGAUACCACCUCAUCUGGGAUCACUUUCACGGUCUGGUUCUUGGGCCAGAAUCCGGAUUAUCAGCGGAAAGUGCACGAGGAAAUGGACGAGAUAUUCGGAGAGGAUUACGAAAGAGUUCCCGACGCGGAGGACUACAAACGGAUGGUUUAUCUGGAGCAGUGCAUUAAGGAGACGUUGAGGGUGACACCGCCUGUUCCGUUCGUCUCCCGAACUCUCACGGAGGACGUGCUUGUUCGUGAGUUUUUUGUUUCGCAGCUUUGAAUGGAUACUGUACGGUUGCGAAGUGUCCUAUCGUCUCAAAAUUUUCUGAGUAUACUCUUGACAUCCAGAACUAUAAUAUUGUUACAGUACUCUUCGGGUUGAUUUAAGAAAAAAGUUGUCAAAACUAAAUAUGUAGUACCACCCGUGAGCUUUGUUUUCGUAGUUGAUUACUUUUUUUUUAGAACCAAUCCCUGAGCUACUGUAGCGCUUACAAGGAGUGGCCGUGCGAAAAAGGUGUCAACUACAAAAAUACUCCAAAAGACAUACACGUUUCACGAAAACAUUUUGGCACCCAUAGGACGUUUCGCAACUGUACAGUAGCCCCGCAAAAUAUGCCAUUUUCUACACAUAUUGCAAUCCUCUAAAUUCCAGCCCAUCCAACGCAUAACGAGGUGGUUUUGCCGGCUGGCCUAAGCACCAUGAUCAAUAUAGUCUCAAUUAUGAAAGAUCCUCGAUACUUUGAACGUCCGUUCGAGUUCUAUCCGGAACAUUUCAAUCCGGAACGGGUCAAUGCUCGCGAAGCAUUCGCCUAUGUUCCAUUUUCAGCUGGACCCCGCAAUUGCAUAGGUACUCACAUUUUUUCGGGAGAAAACCACAACAAUAGGAUUUAAGGUCAAAAGUUCGCGUUAUUCGAGGAAAAAGCAGUGUUGUCGUGGAUUUUCCGUCAUUUUACCGUCGAGUCUCAGACUCGUUGGCCCGACGAUUUGCCGAUUCCCGAGCUGAUUCUGAAGCCGUCAAACGGAACUCCGAUUAUUUUGAAAAAUCGAAUAAAGUUGUGA